AUGGCAGCCAAGACAACCUUUACUUUCCAGACUUGCCAGCAGGUUCUACAAAACCUUUUGCAGGACAUUUAUGAUCUUCGUCAACAAGGGAUCAUUCUGAAUACAUUCAUCAAGGUGGUUGGGGCGCACGCGGCGGCGGCGAGGAUUAGUCCCUUCCGGGAUACAUCUGACAUCGACGUGAUCGUAUCAAAUGCCCGACAUAUCGAGGACCUUCUCGUGAAACACUAUCCUACGAAAUACUGUUUGGAAGGUGAUUUAACCGAAAAAAUGUUGUAUCGGAGACUAGGGAAUUGCGGGAUCAGUGCUCCUUCAAAGUUACCGAUAGAUUUGAUCAGUUCUGCCAAUAUGCCUCCAGAACAUCCUGUCACCGCAGACAUGAUUUCAAUCGACAUGUUUCCGAAUGCCUUCGAUCUCAGAGGCUUCGCUACUUUACUGGAUCUCAUCGUACUCAAGAUAGGAUCGAUUGUCAGUGGCAACUUGAAGCGUGAUGCCAAGAAGAUCUGGCAAGACAAGUUGGACCUACAGCAGCUCGUACACCAUCAAAACAAUGUCAUGCAAUCUCUGGGGAGGCUAUUGGAUGCUACUGAAUUCUCUGGAGACGACCUCCAUGCACGCUACAUAUUCUGCUACUAUGACCACCACAAAAUUCAACCGCUGGGAAGUACCCUGAGAUCUUGGCUUUUCAUGAGUCCAAGUGGCCUACUGAAUGCCAACGGCAAUAUUGUUCUACAAUAUACCGAUCGUGCAAGAGAGUGGGAUAAGUGGGAGUCCGAUGGUGCGCUCUACGACGACGGUUCCGAUUCAGAAUUUUAG
Guyanagaster necrorhizus is the source of this 813-nucleotide messenger RNA. RefSeq lists its product as uncharacterized. The coding region runs from base 1 to 813 and encodes 270 amino acids. NCBI's taxonomy places the organism in Eukaryota, Fungi, Basidiomycota, Agaricomycetes, Agaricales, Physalacriaceae. The record is from RefSeq and is a predicted model, not a curated record. The transcript is spliced from 4 exons.